GCAACAUUGUUGACGUUUUGACGUUUGAUAUUUUGCUAAACUCUCUUAAAUUUCUUUAAUUUAUAAGAAAAUAAGAACAAGAAUUUAUAAAUAUGCCUCCAAAAAAAGCUCCGGCAACCAGUAAGAAAACAGAAAUUAAGAAGAAAGAGAAGGUUAUUGAGGAUAAAACAUUUGGCUUGAAGAAUAAGAAAGGAGCAAAAACUCAAAAAUAUAUUGCCCAAGUAGAAAAACAAGUUAAGUCAGGAGGACAACAUAACUUGUUAGCAACUAAGCCAGAUGACAAGAAAUUGGAGAAGGAGAAAAAACUUAAGGACCAAAAAGAACUUGCGCUACUCUUCAAGCCUGUAAUCGUUCAAAAAAUCGGCGCAGACACUGAUCCCAAAAGUGUUCUCUGUGCGUUCUUUAAACAAGGUCAGUGUACGAAAGGUGACAAGUGCAAAUUUAGCCAUGAUCUUACAAUCGAACGCAAAACCGAAAAACGAUCGAUUUAUGUGGAUGUUCGUGACGUGGAAACUGAUGGAGAGACGAUGGAAAAUUGGGAUGAAACUAAAUUAAAAGAAGUUGUGGACAAGAAACAUGCAGCCGAAAAAACUAACGCAACAACAAUCAUAUGCAAAUAUUUCCUUGAAGCUGUCGAGAAAUCUCUUUACGGUUGGUUCUGGAGCUGUCCAAACGGAGAGAAAUGUAUUUAUCGACAUGCUCUUCCACCUGGUUAUGUGCUCAAAAAGGAUAAAAAGAAAGACGACAAGAAAGAUGAAAUUUCUCUUGAAGAACUUAUUGAAAGUGAAAGAGCUGCCUUAGGAUCAAACACAACGAAAGUUACACUAGAAUCUUUCCUUAGUUGGAAAAAGAGGAAAAUUGAUGAAAAGAUACAAGCACAAUUGGAGGAAGAGAAAAAGAAGAUGAAAGACUUUAAAAGUGGAAAACAAUUUGGUAUUUCUGGACGUGAAAUGUUCAGUUUCAAUCCUGAUUUGGUUCAUGAUAAUUCGAUGGAUGAUGAUGAACAAGCUAUUGAUAUUGUUCGCGAGAAAGAUGAAAAUGAUCAUGAGUUUAAAGAAGUUGAUUUUAGUGCUUACAAUAUGGGAUUGAAAGAAGUUGAUGGAACCGGUACUAUAGCAACAGACGAUCGGUUUGAUAAAAUGAGGGAAUCAGUGAAAACAGCAAACGAAACACCGAGCUCUGAAACCAACGGCGAUGAAGCUGCAGGAACCACAAUUAUCGAUGAAGCCGGUCCAAUAAAUGAAAACCUAUUUCUUAAUGAAGACCUUGAUGGGCUUGAUGAUGAAUUGAACGAUUUGGAUUUGAAUUAGAUUCUAACUCACUGGAAUAUCAUCAAAAGUAAUUCAAUUGUUAUAUUCAAUAAUAAUAUUGGAUGAGAAUAAAACUUUUAAACUGAAAUCAAUUUGAAAUUGCUACGAUUCUCUUACG
Messenger RNA from Clunio marinus, 1428 nucleotides. The record is from the annotation of a GenBank genome assembly. Lineage: Eukaryota; Metazoa; Arthropoda; Insecta; Diptera; Chironomidae.